AUGCGUCUCUCGUCGUUCCUUCCAGCUGUGUUUGCGGCCCUUGCUGCAGCCACAGCCGUUCCACGUGCGCAAUCUGGAUUCAAAUCUGAAACAGCAGCCAGAGCCAUCUCAGCCAACACCACCACAAGCCUCGCAGCCGUUGCCGGACCUCCUCUCACCUUCAACUACUCAACGCCCGAUCCCGACUCAAAAAAUUGGAUUGGUAUCUGGAACGAUUAUUACGGUGGCCCCGACAACCAGACUUCAGUUGCCAACUCCCUCGCCUGGAACUGGGCAGACAAGGCGCAGGGCUCUGUUCAAGUCGACGUUUCCAAGUUGCAAGCCGGACGGUACAAGGCUUAUUUUCUCGCCAAGGGCGGCUACAAGUGGUUGGCCGAUCCCAUUGAAGUCUUUGUACCCGGCACCGGGCCUUUGGAAUUCCUAAUCAAGAAUCUCACAACUCAGCAUGCCCGCGUUGAUGAUGCCUUUGUCGCUGUAGUCAGUGGUCUUUUGGCCAAUCCCAAGGAUCAAAACACCACCUAUGCAGUGAUUAACCGUCAUUGCGCUGAUUGGGUAUCAAUCUCGAAGAAUGGCACCAUCACCGGCACACCCACGGCCAGAGGCCUGACCAAAUUUACAGUCGCCGCUACUGGAUCCGAUGGCAGCGUUGCUCAUCUACCUGUCACUGUUCCCGUCGUGAAUGCGAAGGACGCCCUCGUGGAGAAACUCAAAGUCCUGACAUUCAACAUCUGGCAGGGCGGCAAGAAUGUCAAUGAUUACCACAGGAAGCAACUCAACUUUUUAACUGGCAUUGAUGCCGAUGUUGUUGGUAUGCAAGAGAGCUUCUUUCGCGACGGCCUUCGCCUAGCCAAGGCUUUGGGAUGGUACGUCUGGCAGAGCAACGACGCCUCCAUCAUCAGCCGAUAUCCCAUUGUCGAGGUCUAUCCCCAAGUCGCAGCCGGAGGUGCUGUUCGCAUCGCUGUCGACGGAGAAAACAGCCAGAUCAUCAUGUACAAUGCCCACUUGGGAUAUGAUCCUUAUGGUCCUUAUGACUUUUGCUUCUCACACUACGACAAAGCAAAGGUUCUUGAACGUGAGGCUGAGUCUGGCCGCACACCACAAAUCAUUGAGAUAAUGGGCCGAAUGAAGCCGCAAAUCGCCAACUACAAGGAUGUCCCCGUCAUCCUGACUGGCGACUUCAACGCUCCUUCUCACCUCGACUGGACCAAUGGAACAGCCAAGCAGCACUGUGGUGUUGGCGACUUUGGCUGGCCGUCCUCCGUCCAUCCCAUCGAGGGAGGUCUCAUCGACUCCUUCCGCGAAAUGCACCCCGAUCCCGUCAAGACUCCCGGGAUCACUUGGUCACCCAUCUACCUGAAAAAUAAUGACAGGGACGAACCUAUGGACCGCAUCGAUUUCAUCUAUCAUAAGGGCAUGAAGACGCUGUCUUCCGAAGUCGUUCUGGUUGGCAACCCGACUCCUGAGCCUAAUCACAAGAACAACGAGUGGACGUCGGACCAUGCCGCUGUUUUGUCGACAUUUAAGAUUCCCAAUAAACGUCAACAGAGUAUACAGGCAUAA
Molecule: messenger RNA, 1560 nt
Organism: Pochonia chlamydosporia 170
Lineage: Eukaryota; Fungi; Ascomycota; Sordariomycetes; Hypocreales; Clavicipitaceae
Product: exonuclease III
Exons: 1
Coding region: 1-1560 (519 amino acids)
Cellular component (GO): membrane
Molecular function (GO): catalytic activity; calcium ion binding
Source: RefSeq, a predicted model, not a curated record